Molecule: messenger RNA, 1938 nt
Organism: Morchella sextelata
Lineage: Eukaryota; Fungi; Ascomycota; Pezizomycetes; Pezizales; Morchellaceae
Exons: 1
Coding region: 1-1938 (645 amino acids)
Molecular function (GO): protein binding
Source: RefSeq, a predicted model, not a curated record
AUGAACCUCCUCGACCUCCCCCCGGAGCUCAUCCUCCUGAUCGCCGAGAGCCUCGACGGCCUCGACGACAAGAACAGAUUCGCCCGCACGAGUCGCAGCCUCUACAGGAUCGUCAGCAAGGUUCUCUACGACUCCAUGGACAAGAACAAGGUUCUCCGCUGGGCCGCCCGCAACGGCCGCGGCGAGCUGAUAUCCCUGGUGCUCGACAUGGGCGCCGACAUCGACUCGCACGACAGCGACGAGCGCACGGCGCUGCACUGGGCCGCGACGUACGCCCACGACGCCCACCUCAUCACGCGCCUCGAGUGCGGGCAGGAGAUCCACGCCGUGGUCAAGUCGGACCUGCACACCGUCGAGUCCAGCGCUGCCCAUGCAGAGCCCGCCAGGAUCCUGCUCGACCGGGGCGCCGACAUCUCCUCGCGGUCGUGGUUCCGCGGCCACCUGGUCUUCCACGCGCCGCUGCACUGGGCGACGGCCUGCGGGAACGUGGCGGCCGUGGAGCUGCUGCUGGAGCGGGGCGCGGAGAUUGACCAGAAGGGCGGCAUGGUGCGGUACACGCCGCUGAUCCUGGCGGCGAUAAACGACCACGAGAGAGUCGUGCGGCUGCUGCUGCGGAACGGGGCGGACGUGAAGGCCACCACGAUGUGGAACGAGACGGCGCUGCACUGGGCGUCGUGGGCGGGGCACGAGGAGGUUGCGGUGGCGCUGCUGGAGUACGGUGCGCCGGUCGAAGACCUGGGCUCCGAUGCCCAGACGCCGCUGAUUGAGGCUGCGCGCGAGAACCACGAGGGGCUCGCCCGGAUCCUCCUCGACCACGGCGCCAACGUCAACGCCCACAACGUCGACCGCGACACGCCGCUCCACAUCGCCGCCCAGCGCGGAUACCUGCGGAUGGUCUCGCUGCUCCUCUCGUACGGCGCCGACUUCACCAUCAUGAACCCCACCAGAUCCCCACUGCACUCGGCGGCAUACAGUGGGCACACCGCCAUCGUGGCCCUCCUCCUCGACCGCGGCGCCGGCAUCGACGAGGGCCGCGAGCACAACGGCUACACCCUCCUGCACACCGCCGUCCUCGGCGACGGCGACCGCGCGCUCGUCCAGCUCCUCCUCGACCGCGGCGUGCAGCCCGCCGACCUCACCGCCGACGGCCACACCGCCGUGCACCUCGCGCACAUGCGCCAGAAGUACGAUCUCGUCACCGCAAUGCUCAACCACACGCCCUUCUGCCCGCUGCAGUACCUCACGGACCCCGAGCAGCUGCGCGACCCGGACGCGCUGGACAUCAUCGUCAACGCCAGCGUCGACCUGCUCGCCGCCCACGCCGUCCCCGCAACGCUCUACCUCACCGCCGCGCUGUACGCCGCCUGCGUCGAGGGCCUCACCGACAGCGCGCGCAUCCUCAUCGCCGCGGGCGCAAACGUCAAUGCCCGCCUCGACGGCGGCGACGCCGACACCACGCCGCUGCUGUGCGCCGUGGCCAGCGGCAACGAGGCUACCGUGCGCUUGCUACUGGAGGCGGACGCGCGCGCGGACGAUGCUGACGAGUGGGGGUGUGGCGCGCCGGGGAUGGGGAUGGGGAUGGGGAUGGGGAUGGGGAUGGGGCAGAUGGAUGUUGAGACGCCGCUAAGGCGCGCGGCGGUCGCGGGACAUGUGGCGAUUGCGAGGGCGCUGCUGGAGGGCGGGGCGGACCUGCAUCUGAGGGAUGUGAGGGGGCGCACGGCGCUGCACCAGGUGGUGAUGGAGGGGGAGGAGGGGAGGUGUGGGGAGAUGGUGAGGUUCUUGAUGAAGUGGGGCGCGAACCCGGAUCAGUCGGACUGCGAGGGGGUGACGGCGUGGGACGUUGCGGGCGAGGGGUGGGCGAGGAGGGCGCUGAUGGAGGCGGGCGUGGAGGAUCCGUAUCGGCAUUGGAAGGAGGUGAUGGAGGAGAUGGGGCAGUGA